This is a messenger RNA of Quercus lobata, 1002 nucleotides long. RefSeq lists its product as uncharacterized. The coding region runs from base 1 to 1002 and encodes 333 amino acids. The record is from RefSeq and is a predicted model, not a curated record. The transcript has 2 exons. NCBI's taxonomy places the organism in Eukaryota, Viridiplantae, Streptophyta, Magnoliopsida, Fagales, Fagaceae.
AUGGGGAAGGGUAAGGCGAAGGUCGUCCCUCAGGAGAGGAGGGACUUCAGGUCGGAACGAUUUAACAACAGUAACAGGCCGAGAAGGGACUAUGUAGAGCAGUCCGGAUCUACUGGGGCUCAGGCAGUCCAUGCUGUGUUCCGAGAAUCUCUUCACAAAAUCCUAGAGAAGGUGAAAUAUGAGCCUUUCUUUCAGUGGCCAAACAAGAUGGCUGGCGACCCUUUGAAGCGUAAUCAGAACCUGAACCUGAAGAACUAUUUAGACCGGCUCGUCCGAGAAGGGAAGCUGAGGCAUCUGCUGCAUCGCUCUGAAGGAUGGCAAGAACCAUCGAACAAUGAAACCAGACAAAGUACGUUGAGGCCACCCAUUGGCACAAUUGAUGUCAUUCUCGCCGCACCUGGAAGGACAGGAUCCGCCCCCUUCAGGGUAAUGUCAGUGAGCAGUUUCCAAACUGAGCCAAAUGGCAGAGAACCCAAGAGAGCCAGAAAGAGCGCCACGCCAUUAAUCGGGUUCACGGAGGAAGACAAACAGGGGACUAUUCAACCCCAUGAUGAUGCCCUAGUAGUCACACUCAGAAUUGGGGGUUAUGACGUGAAGAGGAUAUUAGUUGAUCAGGGCAGCGCCGUGGAGGUAAUGUAUCCUAAUUUGUAUAAGGGGCUGAACUUGAAGCAAGAAGACCUGUCGCCAUACGAUUACCCCCUGGUCAGCUUUGAAGGAAAAAUCGUUAUCCCGAAAGGCAUGAUCAAGUUGCCUGUGCAAACAGAUUCAGACGUGGUAGAAGUGAACUUCAUUGUCGUAGAUGCAUACUCACCCUACACCGCUAUUGUUGCCCGGCCAUGGAUUCAUGUGCCAUCAACCUUGCACCAAAAAGUAAAAUAUCCCUCAGGAGAUCAAAUCAAGGAAAUAAUAGGGAGCCAAGAAAUGGCUAGGCAAUGCAUGGUGUCGGCAAUAUCACAACGUCUUAGUAAUGAGCCCUCCACUUCAGCUGAGAGGGACUUAUAG